GAGAAGCAGGCUUCCUGCGGAGCAGGGAGCCCGAUGAGGGGCUCGAAUGUGGGGUGCAUUCAGAGGUGCUCCCAGGUGGGGUUUGUAGAUGGGCCAUUUCCUGCCCAAGAGUGGAGAUGAGGUGAGCUGUGCAACCUCCCAAGAUUUCCCCUCAUGGCAUUUCCAGAGCGUCCUGAGCACCUACUAGGUGUCAAACCUCUUUGCUGCUGGACGCAGAACACAGCUGAUCCCUUCACCCAGUGUAGGAGUUGAGUGCCCCGUGGCUGCUCCAGAACUGAGGACACCGGGGAUCAGGUGUCAUGAGGCAGGCAGGGAAGGGGGCCAGAGAAUGGUGGGCAGGGGAAGUGGCCAUUAAGACAUGAGCCACUGAACCACGGAGGAGGCUGGCAGGGGCCAGUGAGAGGCUGGUGGAGGCCAUUCCCAGGGCUGAGCUAGAACCGUGGUCAGCGCAGGCGAGCUCAGGACCAUGGAGAGCUCCACAGGAGACUCCCGUCACUCAGAUGACAGCUGUCAGGGUAUGUCUGCAUCCAUGAGGCUACUGUCAGCCUGGCCAGGCCCACAGUCAUAGCCUGUGGUCUCCAGGGAGCACCUGCCCUCUCUGCCCAAGAGCCACCCCCCAGACAGCCUGAGCCCUGACCCUGAGAUUAUGGAUGGGUUGUGGGGUUUGGGCUCAUCUGCUUUCUUCCCUUACCCAGUCAACCUUCUAAGCAGAGGCCAGAGAAAGAGGGCACAAGGAGGAGAAGGAAAGAGUAGGAAGAGGAGGGAAGGAAGGAAACCUGCCCAAGGGCACCUUCUGGGGCAUGGCCACAGCCGCAAGUCAGCACAAGAAGAGGAGGCCCAGGGUGGGCUGAUCCUGCCACCAUCCUGGGUCAGGGUCAGCCUUAGCCUCCCCCAUCCCUGAUUAUCUGCUACCAGGAAGCACCCAGCACCCCACCCCCACCUUCACUCAGGAGACCCAGGCCCCUGGGUGUGUGUAUGUUGGGUGGGGGUGCUGGGGAGGCUCUUAGAGAGCCUGAAAUUCCUCCUUUCCCCGGCUCCCCAGGAAGCAGGGCGCCCUUCCCCAGCCCUUCCACCAUCCGGCUCAGUUUCUGCCUAGGCUUCACUUGCUGAGCCCCUGCUCUGCUCCUUGCUCCUCUGAGACGGGACAGCACCCACCAAGGCCCAGGCUUUGCCAGGGGCUCACCUCCAAGCUUUUACUCUUGCCGUGCCCCCAAAGGUUCUCUCUGCCAGGCUGGGAUAUAGCAACAGGAGUAAGAAGAGUUAUAGUGUAUUUUGUACUCACUAUGCGCCAGGCACUUUAUAUGGAUUAUUGAACCCUCAUUUUAUAGAUGGAAAAAAAGGAGGAAAGUUGUGAACUUGCCCAAGGCUACACAGGAGAUGGCAGAGCCAGGAUUUGGAGUCUUGUUCCAGAGUCUGUGUGUAUGGAAGUGAUGGUGAGCACAUUGAGGAGGCCCAGGGCAAUGCAGGGUGCUUUUGUUGAGCACCUUCUGUGUACAGCUCCCUGCCCCAGGUUGCUGGUAGCCCAGUUGGGGAGACAGAGGUCAGGGAAGGUGAGCUCAGCAUGGUGAGCAUUGGCAACAGGGCAGGGCUAUGGACUGGUCUCUCUGAUUUGGUGUCUCAUAUAAAAUAGGCAGGACAGGAAUGAUUAUAUCCAUUUUAUAGAUGGGGGAGUUGAAGCUCAGAGAGGCCAAGCAUUCUUGAGACUCAGAUUGACAGUGGCUAUAUAAACCCAGAGGCUGAUGCAGGGAGUCAGGAGGAGGGUUGGCAGAACUCAGUAUGGUUCUUCCAGGUCCUAAACCGGGGCAGAAGCCACUUGGUUUCAAGAGAGGCCGGCCCUGACACAAAGCAAGCACUGGAGAAAUAUCCAGUGAAUUUUACUGAAAUGAGUAAGGGCCUAUGUAUGGCCUCUGAGCUGCCUAAGGUCAUACUCAGCAGCAGGAGGGACCCAGACGGGGGUUUUGUCCUUAGGGAACUGCCUGCCUAGUAGGCCUUGGAGGGCAAUGGGCCAGCCCAUUAGAGACCCCAAGUCCUUCCUCAGCUAACUUUCUUCUCCAGGCAGGUCCUGGCCACUGCACCCCACCUGGGGUCCUGAGUUCCCAGAGGGGCUCAAGCUAAUGCAUGCCAGCCAGCAGGAGUAGGGAGUGGAGAAUGGUGAGCUGGACAAUGCUCCCCAACCCAGCUCCUCCUCCCAGAGCCCACAGGGGGACGUCAGAUCCAAAGCAUUGCUCACCCCACCCCCAUCUACCCUGUGAAGCUUCUAGACCAAGCAUACUGUGGAAAGGACAUGAGAUUUGGAUCCAGAGACCAAAGUCAACAGCCAGGCUCUGCCAUUAGCCGGCGAAGCGACUGGCCACGCCCCUCACUCAGCCUCAGUGUUUGCAUCUGCUGGGAGGGAUGCUGCUUGAGGGUGAGAGCGAGGGCCUGCAGAGACGGCCUGACUCAAAGCCCAGCUCUGCUGUUCACCCAUCUCCGUGAAGGCUGUUGAGGGGUGGCCCCCACCCCAGUCAAAGGCUUCUCCGUCCUUCUCGGUCCAGACUCCUUGCUCACACUUCACAUCCAGGUCUUCAGCAAAUGCAACAGAACCUAAGCGCUUUCUGCAUGGCUCUCACCGUGGUUCAAGCCGCCCCCGUCACACCUGGAUGGUGCUGAGGUCUCCUCGCCGCACUCCCUGCUCCACCCUGCAGCCAACCGUGUCCUCUCAACAGAGCAGCCCGAGAUGAAGAUGAGACGCUACAAGCUCUUUCUCAUGUUCUGUAUGGCCGGCCUGUGCCUCAUCUCCUUCCUGCACUUCUUUAAGACCCUGUCCUAUGUCACCUUCCCUCGAGAACUGGCCUUCCUCAGCCCGAACCUCGUGUCCAGCUUCUUCUGGAACAAUGCGCCCGUCACGCCCCAGGCCAGCCCGGAGCCGGGCAGCCCCGACCUGCUGCGAACGCCGCUCUAUUCCCACUCGCCCCUGCUCCAGCCGCUGUCACCAAGCAAGGCCACCGAAGAGCUCCACCGGAUGGACUUCGUGCUCCCCGAGGACACCACCGAGUAUUUCGUCCGCACCAAGGCGGGAGGCGUCUGCUUCAAACCAGGCACCAAGAUGCUGGAGAAGCCCCUCUCGGGGCGGCCCGAGGAGAAGGCCGAGGGGGUUAGCAAACCCUGA
Leptonychotes weddellii (Weddell seal) is the source of this 3148-nucleotide messenger RNA. RefSeq names its product beta-1,4-mannosyl-glycoprotein 4-beta-N-acetylglucosaminyltransferase (gene MGAT3). Lineage: Eukaryota; Metazoa; Chordata; Mammalia; Carnivora; Phocidae. Gene Ontology annotation, cellular component: membrane. Gene Ontology annotation, biological process: N-acetylglucosamine metabolic process. Gene Ontology annotation, molecular function: beta-1,4-mannosylglycoprotein 4-beta-N-acetylglucosaminyltransferase activity. The record is from RefSeq and is a predicted model, not a curated record.